AUGCAGUCAUGGGCAACCAUUGCCGCCGCCGUGGCGCUGCUGGCAAACGGGGCCGUCGCGCAAAACAUGUUGCGCUUCGCCUGCUCGCAGCUGGUCGUCGACCGCGUCGACCCUCUCGUCAACCCGGGCGUCCGCUACACGCCCCAUCUCCACCAGAUCGUUGGCGGUAACUCAUUCAACCUGACUAUGGACCCGGACUCGCACGAUCUAGCCGGCCAGUCGACCUGCACGUCGUGCAGCUUCGCGCAGGAUCUGUCCAACUACUGGACGGCCGUCAUGUUCUUCAAGGCCAAGAACGGCAGCUAUCACCGCGUGCCUCAGGUUGGUAACGGCGGUCCGCAGGGCAAGCUUGUCAACAAUGGUGGUCUUGAUAUAUAUUAUAUCCCGAGCGGGAAGGUCACCGCUUUCAGGCCGGGCUUCCGCAUGCUCGCCGGCAACGCCGCCAACACCGACCCCAAGAAGGUUUCUUCCGGCAACAUCUGCCACCGUUGCUGGACCUCGACAAACGAGGGUAACUUUGUCGGCGGCGCCCCUUGCACCGGUUCCGACACCGUCGAUAUUCCUCAAGAUACCAAGUGCAAGAUGAUUCGCCAGACAAUCAUUUUCCCAACCUGCUGGGAUGGCAAGAACCUCGACUCUCCCGACCACAAGUCGCAUGUCGCCUAUGGCGGCGGUUCCGGUGCCAAUGGUGGAGGCUCCUGCCCUUCCACGCACCCCGUCAAGCUACCGCAGAUCAUGUACGAGCUCAUGUGGAAUGUGACGAGCUUUGCCGACAAAAGCAUGUGGCCUGAAUCGGGUCCUGCAUUUGUGUAUAGCAUGAACCUUGGUGGCCCCGCCGCCCACGGUGACUACGUCUUCGGCUGGAAGGGCGAUUCUCUUCAGAAGGCCAUGGACAAGGGCUGCAACCUUAAUAAGGACUGCCCGUCUGCUGGUUUGACUGCGCAAACUCCGGCGCAGUAUAAUGCUUGCACUAUCAAGCAGCAGGCUCCUGAGCCUGUUGAUGGCUGGCUCAAGGCGAUGCCAAUGGGUGAAAUGGCCAUUAAGGCCUAG
Neurospora crassa OR74A is the source of this 1050-nucleotide messenger RNA. RefSeq lists its product as hypothetical. The record is from RefSeq and is a predicted model, not a curated record. The coding region runs from base 1 to 1050 and encodes 349 amino acids. NCBI's taxonomy places the organism in Eukaryota, Fungi, Ascomycota, Sordariomycetes, Sordariales, Sordariaceae. The transcript has 5 exons.